This is a messenger RNA of Nematostella vectensis (starlet sea anemone), 2443 nucleotides long. RefSeq names its product carnitine O-acetyltransferase. The record is from RefSeq and is a predicted model, not a curated record. Bases 96 to 2027 code for a protein of 643 amino acids. The transcript is spliced from 13 exons. Gene Ontology annotation, molecular function: acyltransferase activity. Lineage: Eukaryota; Metazoa; Cnidaria; Anthozoa; Actiniaria; Edwardsiidae.
UGAGUAGAAGCUACAGUUAGCGUGACAAAUCCUUCACAAAAUGGCGGCUUAGUUGUACGCUCUGUUGUUUACGCAAUUUUUUCCCUGUGAACCACAUGAUGUUUCGUAUUUGCGCCAGCGCACUGGAAUGCAACAUGCCUAGAAUAAUAUCAAGCAAAAAUUGCAAGUCACUCACUCACAAGCCAAUGUUAGCACCGACUGCUGCUAAAUUCAUGCCCCGUCACCUGAGCAUGAUGGCUUGUGAAAAAGACCUACCCAAACUUCCAUUGCCUCCAUUGCAACAGACGAUGGACAAGUAUCUAGCUGCCGUGCGUCCUCUAGUGGAUGACAAAGACUACGAAAGAACUAAAAGUCUUGUGGAUGAAUUUAGAAAAAGUGGUGGUGUCGGAGAGAGGCUACAAGCAAUACUCAAGGAACGGGAAAGGACAACUGAAAAUUAUGUAACAGAAUGGUGGUCCAACAAUUUCCUAAGUGCACGCGACUCAGUUGUCAUCAACCUCAGCCCAGGUUUUACCUUCCCUAAAGAGGAUUUCUCAAAUAAACUGGAUCAGAUUAGAUUUUCAGCAAGACUACUUCAUAAUACUGCAAAUUUCAGAGACAUGAUUGACAAUGAUGAGCUGAGUAUUGAUAGGGUUGGAGAUAGUCCUAUGAGCAUGUAUCAGUACAAGCUCUUUCUCUGUGGGAGUCGCAUCCCCCGUCCCAAGAUUGACACCUACUUUGUAGCACCAAAAGGAGAAGCAAAGCAUGUUGUUGUUGUUCACAAUAAUCAGUUCUAUUCUCUGGAUGUGUAUGGCACUUAUGGAAAGCCCCUAAAUGAGCCUGAGAUAGCAGCCCAGCUACUGAAGAUUGUACAGAGCUCAGAUGCUGAGGAGCCUCCUGUGGGGGUAUUAACCAGUGAGAACAGAAGUGUAUGGGCCAAGGAGAGGGAGGUGCUAUCACAAGAUCCUCAGAACAAAGAAAACCUUUACUUACUGGACAGCUGUAUUGUGGUGUUGUGUCUGGAUAAGCCCUGCCCGCCCCCCACCCAGAGACCAAGUGUAGACGAGAGCCCUAUUGACUCUGUGACGGCAAGGCAGACAUUGCAUGGUGACGGCAUCCAGUACAAUAGCCUCAACAGGUGGUUUGAAAAACCAAACCAGUUCACAGUCAGUGAAAAUGGACACAUUGGAGUUUGCUAUGAACACUCCCCAGCCGAAGCCCCCACCAUCGGACGGUUAUGGGAUUACGUCCUGGCGCACAAAAAUGACUACAAGUCGAUUGAAAUCGCUGCAUCAAAUCUUCCUGCUCCAAAGAAAAUAAAAUGGAAUUUGAAAGCAUCUUCUCUUGAGGCAAUAGAGAAAGCAAAGCAGAGACUCCAGAGGGAUAUUAAUGCCGUAGAAGUUAAACUCUUCGAGUUUCAAGGUUAUGGAAAGGACUUUAUCAAGUCUCAGAAACUUAGUCCCGAUGCUUGGUUCCAGAUAUCCCUUCAGCUCGCAUUUUACAGGCUACAUGGUCAUGUUGCCGCACCGUACGAGACUGCCACCGUUCGCAAGUUCAAGCUUGGACGGUCGGAUAGCAUUAGAAGCGCGUCUAUUCCCACGCUUGAGUUCGUCAAGGCGAUGAGCAAGAGUUAUACCUCUCAAGCUGAGCGCCACAAUCUGAUGCGUGAAGCCAUAUCUUAUCACUCUAAACUCACCAAAGAGGCCAUGAAUGGCCAAGGCAUCGAUCGUCAUCUUUUCGCCCUAAAGUGCGCGUCACAAGAGGCGGGCAUGGAUCUCCCCGCUGUCUUCGCCGACCCAACUCACAAGUAUUUCUUUGAUUGCAAGCUUUCGACAAGUCAGGUUCCAAUGCCUCAUAGAUGCUGGACUCUUUUCGGUCCCAUGGUGACGGACGGCUACGGGAUUUGCUAUAACCAACUCCCCGACCGGGUAUUAUACUGCCUCACAACGGACGACACAAACCCGAUAACCGACGCUGGCCAUUUUGCCGCGGUCUUGAAAAAGUCGCUCAACGACAUGCAGCUUCUGGCGACAACAUCCAAGUUGUAAAAAAGGCGCGAAAAAUACCAGCGUUCCCGUCAACAGGCAAGGUAGAUGGCGCGAAAAAUGAAAUGAAUCCCACGCGGGCGCGAAGUUCGCGACAAAAUGAUAAUAGUAUAUUAUCUAUGAACUAAGUACCAAAAGUAAUAAUAUAAAAUAUGAAGAUAAAUUGUAUAGGUAGAUUCAACAGUCACGGUAUGUAGAUUUACUCACUGGAUAAACUUUUGCUGGAAUCGUCUAACAUGUUAUUUAAGGAAAAGAGAAUUGAUAUAUUUUCACCCUCACAUUAACUCACAUGUUUUAGCUUGGGUUGUCAACGCUGAUGUUAAGAUGGAUCGUCUACAUGUUUACAAGUGAAUAUUUAGGUUAAAAACGGAUGCAUAUUUUAAUAAUAAAAUAAAAAAACUAACUGAGUAUAAAUGCAA